Molecule: messenger RNA, 1779 nt
Organism: Sinocyclocheilus grahami
Lineage: Eukaryota; Metazoa; Chordata; Actinopteri; Cypriniformes; Cyprinidae
Product: layilin-like
Exons: 7
Coding region: 158-1240 (360 amino acids)
Biological process (GO): positive regulation of axonogenesis
Cellular component (GO): cytoplasm
Source: RefSeq, a predicted model, not a curated record
AACAGCUACAGCAGCCUCAGCUAGCAGGCUCGAGCAAACAUUUUGGAGUCAGAGUGAAAAUUUGCUUGCGUUGGUUUUGUCUGACAGCGGGACGUUUUGGCAGGAUCUAGAAACAGUCGUGUCGUGGCAAUCGCACACCCAUUGAAACUAUGUAGAGAUGGAGUUCAUGAAACUGAUCGGAACUGUUUUGGCCGUUUGUUUCCAUCCCUGCUGCGCAUCGAGCGCGUUCGGUGAUCACAGGAUAUGCCGGAGAGGGACAGAGAAGCCCUGCUAUAAGAUCACAAGCUUCCAGGACAGCAGGCUCAGAGCAAGCUUUGAGGCAGCCAGACAGAAAUGCAGGGAGGAUGAUGGAGAGCUGCUCAGUAUUGAGACCGAGAAUGAGCAGCGUCUGGUGGAGAGAUUUGUGCAGGAGCUCAGGGCCUCUGAUGGAGACUUUUGGAUUGGGCUACGAAGGAGCUCACAAUAUAAUGCGGAUUGUUCAUCACAUUAUUACUGGUUGGAUUACAGUCAGGCCACAUUCAGGAACUGGCUGGUGACAGAGCCCUCGUGUGGCCUUGAUCAGUGUGUGGCCUUAUUCUACAGGCCCUCAUCUUCUUCUGGCCAGAAGGAGCACGACCUGUUCAAGUGGACUGACUACAACUGCAAUUCCAAGAAUAAUUUCAUCUGCAAGUACUCAGACGAGAAGCAUCCUGUCCCCACUCCGGCAGGAAAUAUCACAACACUCGCAGGUGCUGAUGACCUGACUCUGGUGCCAAAGCACCUGCCGCCCAUUACAGUGGACAAUGACAGGAUAAAAACUGAACUCUCUGAGUCAUCAGUUUCUAUUUCAGAUGACACUAAUAUUUACUACAUCCUCCUCGCCACACUGCCUGUAAUGCUGCUGUUGAUAUUGGUGGUGUCGGGGGUGUUCUGCUUCAGAGUCAUGUCAAGAAGGAGAAAAGAACAGAAUGAAAUCUAUGCCGUGCCAGGACAGUGGGUGCAUCCCGUAGCUCCAAAAAGUCAGAAGGAUUAUGAACGCACCGACAAAUUCAACCAGUCUGGAGCUCAUCUGGAGUACAUGAGCUCUGAAAUUAACAGAACAUUUAGCAUGACGUCUGCAAACAGUCAGUUUGAGGAAUACGAGAACGUCCUGAGCCGGCCCACGCAGUGUGGUUUUGUCACUAAUGACAUCUACGAGACCUGCCGGGGGUCCUCCGCAGUAGAGGCUGGAUGGGUGGACAAUGACAUCUAUGGAUACUAAAACACUAUACAGUGUAUACUGACUGGUAAAGUCUCUUCCACUAGUGUGUCUGGCUCUCCCACCAUGUUUGAUCUCAUCUCUAGUCUGUAUGUCUGCUCUUUGAUGUGCACUAUGUGACCUGGUGGGGAAGUCAUUGGGGGUCUAAUGCAGGGGUGUAUAGAUUCCCAUAACUGACUAUCCAAAGAAGCAUAAAGGUGUCAUCGGCUUGUGAGAGCUUCCUCUGUGGAAGCUGGCAUCCUGGAACAGGACCUUCCAUUUGGAAAUUCACAAAACAGUGAGUUGACCUCUCAGCCCAUCUCAACAACAUCCUUCUGUGUCUCUGAGAAUGGCCUCUCUAAAGGAUACCUACUGCUGUUCCCCUGUUUUUGAAGACUGUGUAGUUGCUUCAUAAGCUCUUUUGAGUAAAAACUGAAUUAAAGGAUUUGUAUAUAUAAAACAUUAUUGUAACAUAUUGAAUAUGUAUUUUGCUUUUAGAUAUCAAAUGAUGAGCAAAAAGAUAAAUAAUGAGGUUUUUUUUGCUGUAUUUUGGAUUGUAAAAG